Closterium sp. Yama58-4 is the source of this 2166-nucleotide messenger RNA. The record is from the annotation of a GenBank genome assembly. Lineage: Eukaryota; Viridiplantae; Streptophyta; Zygnematophyceae; Desmidiales; Closteriaceae.
AUGAGUCAAGGGAGUCGAGAAGCUGCCGAGAAGAAGAGUGAACCGCCACCAUCCAAGAUCGAAGCUUUGGAUGGCUCCAAUUAUGAGGAAUGGAGCGGGCGGAUGCGGAGCGCUUUCAAGCGCUACAAGCUUCUGAAACUUGCAAUGGGAGAAGAGAAGAUCCCUAAGAAAGGUGGUGCCCGCGACCGGUGGAUUGAGCGGAGCGCGGUGCUGUACGACCUCAUCCUACAGUCGGUCAACAACGAUAUGUUCCAACAUAUCAAAUAUUUGGUGGAGCUGGACGACUCCGGACCGAAGGCGUGGAAGCUGCUACGCGACGUGGUACAACCCAACACGCUGCCGAUGGUGAUCGUAUUGGAGAAGGAGCUGGCUGCCCUCUCCAUGCGGCCGGGAGACGAUGUGAAACCGGUGCUUGACAAGAUCAAGGACACUUAUGCGAGGAUGGCAGCGGCGGGCAGCAAGGUGUCGGAGAUGCAGCAGUGCACCAAGAUCAUCUCGGACAAGUGGACGCCUGAGUGGCUACGGCAGCAGAUCCUGCAGGAGGACUUCCGCAGGCGCCACACGGGAGGUGGUGCUGCCAACAAGACUGCUGAGGGGUAUGGAGCUGCAGGAGGCAGCAGAGGAAGAGGGGGAGGGAGAGGCCGAGGCCGUGGGAGAGGCUUUGGCAGAGGAAGAGGCCGAGGUGACUACAAUGAAGGGCAUGGGAGCUCUGGUGGCAGGGGGAGCACCCGAAUGGAGGGUGCGUGCUGGUACUGCAAGAAGGCUGGACACCCGUGGUUCAAGUGUUUCAGCCGGCCUGAGGGAUGGGCGCCCCCAGGCAUGAAGCCGCCAAGUGGUGAACGCGCGCGAGGUGGCGCUGUGCAAGGUUCAGGUGCACAAGGUGAUGGUGCACAAGUUGGGAAGGUUGUGAUGCACCCCCUCACUCACUGGGUGAUUGAUUCAGGUUGCACGAGUCACAUGACUCCGCGGGCAGAUUUGCUUGAUGAGGUGAAACCCCCCGGGAAGAUCAAGUUUGUGGCUGCCGCUUCAGGUGCUUUGCUCCCUGUGAUUGGUGUUGGGAAUGCUAAGGUGAUGGGAGCCAAUGGGGGACUUGUGGGACUUGGGAAUGUCCUACUUGUUGAAGGUUUAUCCGCUAACCUCCUCUCUGUGCGCCGGCUGCAGAAAAGCAAGGCCAAAGUUACGUUCGGCCCAACCAGCUGCCGUGCGAAGCUUGGGAAGUUGCUGCUGUGGGAUUUGGAGGAGAAGAGCAGCUGCAUCAAGGACCUGUGGCAGCUGCCCAUCAUCCCUUGGAAUGGGAAACCACCAGCAACGGCAAAGGCAGCGGCAGCGGCUAAGGCAACUGCGGGAGGAGAGGAGACUGCACCAACUGCUGGGGCCCUGGAUGCAGUCAAGAAGGUGCAGCAGCCACAGCAAUCACAUGGUGAGGUGCUUACUGGUGUGGAUGCAACGGUUGCAUGGGCAAAGGCUUCAUCUAGGAGUGGUGAGGCCGAUUGGGAGACGUGGCACGAGAGGUUGUGCCACAUCAACAUUCCGAUGCUGCAGAAGCUAGUGAAGGAUGGGAGUUUGAAGGGGCUGGAGGUGAAGGGGGCAGCGAAGGAGAUUGGGAGCUGCCCUACGUGCCUUGAGACGAAAUUCACCAAGUUCCCCUUCAGCAGCAGCACGGGACCAGCCAAGGCACCACUUGCGCUUGUGCACAUGGAUGUGGCGAAGGGGGAGGUGGCAGCGGCUGUUCUCAAGGAGUGGAUGCCGAGAGCUCAAAGGGAGAGCGGACACAAGGUGAAGGUGAUCCGCACCGACAACGGGGGAGAAUUCAUUGGCGCUGAUUUUGAGAAGGAGCUGAAGCGGAAGGGGAUCCAGCAUCAGCUCACAGAAGGUGCUCGCACUCUCCUUGGGCGUGCAGGGCUGCCGGAUCCGUUUUGGGUGACUGCACUGAGGCAGGUCGUUGUUGUGAAGAACAGGGUGUUGGCGACCAUGGGGGGACAAGCAGUGGAUCCCCUACACCAAGUGGUAUGGGAGUGCACCAGCAGUCAACAUGCUGAGAGCGUUCGGCUGCAUGGUGGUGUUUCAUGUGCCGAAGGAGAAGAGGGAAAGCUGGAAGCUUCUGGGAGAUGGGGUGUGCAUUUGGGGCUUGCUAAGGAUCACAAGGGCUGGCUGAUUUGGGACUGA